GUCUCUGAAUCGAAACUCUCUCUCUCUCUCUGUUAAUUUACGUUUUCCUUAAACAAGUUUAGUAUAAAGGCAGUAUUUUUUUUUUUAAUUCCGUCCAUUUGGUUUGGCUUUCUAACUGUUCGAUUGUUAUAUGUCUAUAUUCGUCGAAUGGAAUCAUGAGAGAAGAGAAUGUAAUUGCCUGCUAAUACUUUUUAAGUUUCAGCCUUUCAUAACAAUGUUGAAUUCUUGUUUGUUUGGGUAGUUGGAUAUUGUCCUUGUAUAAGUUGAAUUUCCUUUGGAUGUUAAGAAUUUGAAGUUAAAUUUCAGUGUUAUGGUUACAUGUAUCUGGUCAACUGUCUAUGUAUAUAUUUGUCUAGUUGAUCAGUUUUAUCUAGUUUUUGCUGUGAAUGAUUUCAGAGAGGCUAUCUAGCAUUUUAGGCAUUUUUUUUUUUUGGUUAUAGGUUUCUGUACUAAAACGGUAAUUAGACUCGUUGAUAAUCCGCCAUUUCCUUUUGAUAAAAAAAAAAAAAAAAAAUCUGCCAUUUCGUUUUGGUGAAAACAUCAGAGGUCAAUUUGGUGGUGAAAUAUAUAUGAGCUUCAUCAUCUAUUCAUCCGUCAUUCAAUGUUUUGGAUCUUGCUUUGAUCCCAAUGGCGAUCUUCAGUCCAUUUAUGGUAUACAUUAUUAACCUGGAGCAAAACAUCUUUACAUGAACAUUCUGUUUUACUCUUUCAGAAAUUAUUAGGCAAGCAAUCAUUGAAAAUGGAAUAUUUAGUAAUUUAGAUGUAAAUCUAUUUCAAAUAUAAACUCUCAGCAUGGUAUUCAGAUUAACUUUGAACCCAAAUGCUAUAUGUUCAAAUUUUUUUUUUUAAUUUUUACUAUUCACCUAAUAUCUUUCCAGAACUCCAUUUUUUUUUUCUCAGUUCUCAAUUCUCCAAAAUAUAUAUGUCUAGUUAGAGAAAUACAGCAGCAAUUUGCUACUUCUCUUUGAUUUUCCUUUUUUCUUUUUCAUACUUUGUAUUAAAUUCUAGGCUAUUGGUACGCUAUCCUGCCCACCAUCAAAGAACAAUAAAUGUGAAAUUCUGGACGUUCUUGUUUUUUUUUUUUUUUUAGCAAAUAUAUUGGGUCUUGAAAAUAUUCUUGAAUUUUCCUUUGGAUGUUCAUGUUCUUAUCUGGGAUUUCUUGAAAGUGAAAGGUGGUUCAUGUUCUUGAAUAGAUGUUAUGCUCAUAAAAUUUUUCAUUGAUAUGUGAAAAUUCCUGAAUUUUUAGUGUUGUCGUCAAUCUCUCGAUCUAUUCUUUCUAUUUUCUAAUUUUUUUGUAAGUUUGUGUAAGGGUAUUGUUGGAAUAAGAUUUUUCAAAAAAAAAAAAAAAGGUGGUGUAUUAAGAAAUUUGAGGUGUGUAAACAAAAGAAAAGAAAAGAAAAGAAAAGAAAAAAAGAAAAAAGGUAGAGAAAGGGUAAACAAUCAGAGAAAAAAGACAACAGAAAAAAAAAAAGGAAGAAAGAAAAUAAAUGAAAUGACAGUACUUCGAACAGAGGAGCUCAAGUACAUUAUAGACUCGUCAAGGGUUCCUGGCGAAGAUGAAAAGUACAGUAAAGCUGGUUGAAAAGUACUCCGAAAAAACUUCCCAUCUUUUUUCAGUCUUUGCAUGUUUGAAUUGGGUCGUCGAAAGUCAUUGACUUGACCGUGUUGAGAAACCCAAAAGCUCCCCAGUGCCGGUGUUUCAGUUCCCUUAAUUGGGUUGGUGUUUACCUAAGAAGAGCCACAUUCUAUCUGUUGUCUAUAAGAGAGAGGCUAUCGUUCUGCUGCUGGGUUCUGGUUCUUCAAUACCCAUUUCUAUUAAUCAAUGGUUGAACCAAAUAGCAAGGGUGGUUCCCACUUGAGCAAAAGAAAGAAGAAAGAUGUUGCUGGCAACAUGAUGGACAGAAUCAGUGGAUUGCCGGAUGAAAUUCUUGUGAGUAUACUGUCUCUGUUGCCCCUGAAGGAAGCACAAGCUACUAGUAUCCUUUCUAGGAGGUGGCAGUAUGUGUGGGCGUAUUGUACCACUCUCAACUUUGAUGAUGAGAAGAAUUUAGCCAGAUUGCGUCUGUAUGACAAACAAGCACUCGAAUUGGAAAUGUGUAGGUACGUCAAUUGGGUGGAUAGUGUGUUGAAACAGCAUAGAGCCUUAAACAUUGAGCGAUUCAGGGUUUAUUUUAAACUUGAUUCUAGAAGUUGUAUUGAUAAAUGGAUUCAAUUUGCAAUGAGGAAAGGAGUUCAAAUGCUUGAGUUGGACUUUGUAUAUUCUGGUUAUCUAUACCUUCCGAAACACAGAUUUAGUAACAAACUGUUAGGUAUCAGCGAAACCUCUGCUUUGAAGUCAUUGUGUUCUGAAUACAUUGGUUUUAAGUGCCUCAAAGUUCUUGAUCUGAAAACAGUUGAUGUGGACCAAGAAGUUCUUGAGUACUUAAUGUGUAACUGUCGAGUUCUUGAACGACUGUCCGUGUCUGAUUCUUCAACAUUGGUUAAUCUAAAAGUAACCGGUCAUUCUAUUGCAUUGAAGUACUUGGUGAUACGACGAUGUAAAAAUAUCAAAACCAUUGAGAUCUGUGAUGCAAACCUAGUUUCAUUUGUUUAUGAUGGAAAUGUGAGAAACUUGGUUCUUAUUAAUCUACCGCGUCUUGUUGAGGUUUCCCUUUCUGGAUGGUAUACACAUGAUUUCUUAGAGAUUGCCUUCUUUCACCUUUCCUGCUGUCUUUCUCAACUGGAGAUUCUCAAACUCGGUUAUAUGACUGCGUGGCAGAAAAUGGACCCUGUGAUUCCUUCAUUACCUAAUCUCAAGCAUUUGGAAUUAGUAUUUAAUGAAGAUGAAAACUGUGCUCUACUUCAUCUCGCUUCUUUCAUUAAGAAAUAUCCUUACUUGCACACACUUGUGUUGAAGUUAACUAGAUAUGGGAGUAAAAAAAGCCCCUUUGCCAAGAAGAGAGCCGCAAAAUGCUCCCAUGAUUGUCUAAAGGUGGUGGAAAUAGUAGGGUACACAGGCAUCAGCCGUGAUAUUGAACUUGUGGCGUACUUGACAAAAACUGCAACUAAUCUGGAGAAAAUUGUUUUUGAUCCUGUUGCUCGUCGGCGUCCAAGGCUCGACAGACUACAAGAUCAUUCUACAGUGAAGAACGAAGAAUUGUCAAGAGCUCAGGCUCGGCAGCUUAAAGAAAAAUUGCCUGCAACUCUAGAUGUUGUGUGCCUGUAGCCAGGGGCGGAUCCACUUGAGAGGCAGCCCAACCCAAAAUCCUUAAAAUAUUUUUGUUACUACAUGGAUGAGCAUCCACAAAUGUAGGUUUGGUUCAAUUGGCAAAGUGUAGUGUUGUUUUGCCUUUGUCUUCAGACUUUCCUUGGUUCGAAUCUCCCUAGAUGCAAACCUUGCCUUUGUAGGCUUUACUUUUUGCCUUUAUCUUCAGGCUUUACAGCCUUUACUUGGUUCAAAUCUCCUUGGAUGCAAAUCUUGCCUCUUUCCCCAUUAACUUCUCUCUUUUUUUCCCCUUUAGUUACAACAUUUCUGUAAGUAUAUCUUUAAUAUUUCUCACCCUUAAAGGCAAAUCUAAUCUUGCAUUGCCUGUAA
Messenger RNA from Rosa rugosa (rugosa rose), 3574 nucleotides. RefSeq names its product F-box/LRR-repeat protein At3g58900-like. Bases 1823 to 3205 code for a protein of 460 amino acids. NCBI's taxonomy places the organism in Eukaryota, Viridiplantae, Streptophyta, Magnoliopsida, Rosales, Rosaceae. The transcript has 4 exons. The record is from RefSeq and is a predicted model, not a curated record. Gene Ontology annotation, molecular function: protein binding.